CUAUGUAGGUAGCAACAACAUUCUACCACGCUCAACAAACUCACACACACACACACACACACUGCAGUGUUCAGUGGAGAUGCAGCAGAUCCUGCGACUGGCCCUCCGUGAUGGAGACGAGUGGGUGAGACUAUUUGCCACCAUUCUGGCUCCCGUUCCCCCAUUCCCAGUCCAUCGAUGUGGAGCCAUGUACUGAGGGAAACAUGGAGGGGGUCCAAGCUGAAGUUGCUGAAGCAUUGUCCCUGAAGAGUGACUGCUCUUUCAUUCCCCACGAGUUUGCCUGUCUCAACCACUCGGUGCUCUCUGCCGCUCACAAGUAUACUCCGCCCACUGGACACACCCACUUUACUCUGAGACAGCAACCCCAGGCAUCAGUCCAGCUCAGGAAUGAGAUCCUUCAGAAAGCUGAGAUGGAUUUUGCCCAGACAGGGUCCCUAGUCAAAGAUAGACAUCUCCUCCAGCGACAAAUGUCCGCUACUGGUUCAAACCCGUUUGUGUCCACGUCUCGUUCCAGUAGCAGCAGGAAGUCGGUCCCCAUUCCAGGCCACACGGCCUCUCGUGUUCAGAGAGAGAGAGGCACAAAGCUUCUUUACAUUAAUGAGGUACCACUCAAUUUCAAAAGAAAGAGACGAGCAGCAGCUGCUACCAGGUGGUGGUGGGGAAUCAAAGAAGACCAGGACUUCCUCCAAGAGCGAACCAGACACACCCACACCCACGUUGCAGUCUGCAACACCAGACUAUGCGGCGGGGCUGGGGGUGGAGUUUCCACCGCCCACACCCACCUCGUCUCGGGCGGUGGCAGGGGGCGGAAACGUCACUGGAGGGGCGGCAUCGACCUCGAGUAAAAAGGGAGCACUGGAACUGGCUUUGCAGAGUCCCACCACGUCUCUGGCCAGUGACUCUCAGAAACCUCAGAGCUCAACUACACCUGUUACACCGUUCUACUCUCUGACCUCGCCCACAUACCAGCCGUAUCCCAGGGCAACGGCCACUCCCAGUGGCCCCAUCCCGCCCCACAUCAGUCCCUUCACUCCCGGCACUCCCUCCACCCCCACCCUCCCAACCUCCCCCAGCACACCUCAGCCCAAGCUGAAAGUCACUCGUCAGCAGCUCCUGAUAGCCCAGGAGAUGUUCAAAGAGAGCCAAAAUCUUACCAGAGAGCACAAAGCUCUCAUCCUUGGUUUCAUGGCCGGAGCCAGAGAAAACCCAUACCCCAACCGUGAGGUGGUGACAAUUAAGCUAAACGACAGGGUGCAGGAGGAGAGUGAGGGGAAGAAGGUUCUCAUUGAGACAGUCUUUUGAGAUGAACUACAAGACUGGGAUGUGGAGGAAACUCCAGUACAAGAGACCUCAUCAGUGAAAUAGUUUUACCACUGACAGUAAAGUAUGACUAAGAGCACAUUGGGUACUGAAGGUGUAUGAAUGCAUGAAUUUUAUUACUCUUACUGUUGCACUGAAAAGUACUAAA
Molecule: messenger RNA, 1468 nt
Organism: Geodia barretti
Lineage: Eukaryota; Metazoa; Porifera; Demospongiae; Tetractinellida; Geodiidae
Source: the annotation of a GenBank genome assembly